CCAGUCGGUCGGCUGGUUGGAGCUCAGAACGAUGAUGACGGUUUAGUCUCGGAUGGGCGCUACGCUGCAAAGCAUCGCAAGGCUGCAGAAUACCGCUAACUGAAACAGUUGAACGUGAGGAUACACGCGCUCUUCGGUAACGGUACGCGCACGUGACUCACGAAUCACGACGCACGACGUGCGACCUACCAAGUCUUGUGAAAAGCCGUCGCCAAAAUAAAACAACUGCAAAAGUGUUACACAUAAUGCAAUCGUAUAAAUAAUAUUAUCAGAAAUAAUUGUGAAAUAUAUAUGCAUAUGGAAAGAGUGUGAUUUGUGUAAAAGUUAAUAUCUCUGUUAGCUAUAAAAUAAAAAUCAAAUAUAUAAUUCUUAGUAUUUAAAAAAAUAUACAAAAAUAAAAGCGAAAACUAGAGCUGAGCAAAAUUUAAAGUUAACGAAUUUAUGCAGUUUACUGCAUAAGAAUAUUGUGAAAAGAUGAACCAGCUGUGCAAAGUCUGCGGCGAACCAGCGGCUGGUUUUCAUUUUGGAGCAUUCACAUGCGAGGGCUGCAAGUCGUUUUUUGGCCGCACCUACAACAACAUCGCAGCGAUCGCCGGCUGCAAGCACAACGGGGACUGUGUCAUCAACAAGAAGAAUCGCACGGCUUGCAAGGCCUGCCGGCUGCGCAAGUGCCUGCUGGUGGGCAUGUCGAAGAGCGGUUCCCGUUAUGGCCGCCGCUCCAAUUGGUUCAAGAUACACUGCCUGCUGCAGGAGCAGCAGGGCAGCGGCGCGACCAUGGGCGCAGCCAGCGUGAGCAACGCGAAUCUGGAUCAGCUGGCGCGACUGCAGCAGGCGAGCAACCAGGCGCGACAAACCUACCAGGACAAAACGAAUCCCUGCAUCAAGUCGGCCACGGCCGCCACCUCGCCCACCAUUGCACUGCAGACGGCGGCGGCAGCAGCGGCGGCGGCAGCGGCAGCGGUAUCUACUGCCUCGACGCCAGCGCCCAGUUUGCCUGGAUUUCUGCAAGCAGCCAAGUAUCUGAACGAGCAGCAGCAACAGCAGCAGCAGCAGCAUCGCCAGCUGAAGCUCGAGUCCCGCCUCAGCAAUACGCCCAGCGAUUCGGGCGCCUCCUCGGCCGGAGAUCCCACGGACGACGGCACCAGCGUGCUGAGCGCAACGACGAACAGCAUUAGGAAGGCGGCACGACAGAGCAGCUCCGCAUAUGCGGGCAGCUCCGAGGCGGACAUUGCGGAGCAGCAGCAGCGACGCCACAAGGAGCUGCUGGAUAUCUUUCGCAGCCACUCGGAGCCGCUGUACAGCUCCUUUACGCCGUUCACCCUGCCGCCAGCUUUGAUGGCCAGCAGUUUGCCGCCGUUGCCCAUCUUCAAGGAGCAAUUCAAGUCGGAGCUGCUAUUUCCGUUCCCGACGAGCAGUCCAGCGGAGGAGGAGGAGCCCAUGGAUUUAUCGCUUCGCUCACGAACGGAUGCUGCAAGUCCGACGGCAAACAGCUCCAAUAGCCCACUCAGUGAAUCAGCCAACCUGCCCUCGGACUCGCCCGCCACCUUUGUACGCAAGCCCACGCCCCUCGACCUGACCCUGGUGCGCUCGCAAACGCUAACGGGAUAGGGCCACGGCAGGAAGCCAUCCCACUUGGCUAUUAGCAAACGAUUCGAUAUUGGUGCCAGUGAAAGUAUGUACAAAUAAAUUGUUUUUAGCUCAAUUACAGCAUUUAAGCGAUUCGAAAUACUCUCGUAUACACACACACACACACACACUCUAAUAUACGCAUAUACAUAUAUAAAUAUAAAUAUUAAAAUACUGUUUAGCCAAAUUUACAAUCGACUGUCAUUUAUUUGUGUGUUUUUAUUUAAUUUAUGUUUAGCACGUGUAUUAUACAUAAGUCAUUUAUAAUUUGCAUGUUGUUUUUCCCUUCUGUUUGUUUUCUUAAUUUUAAAUAAUUUAUUUCGUAGACAUAUAAGCUAAGCGAACCCAAUGUAAAAUGCAACAAACAAAUAAUAAAAACGAAAACAAU
Messenger RNA from Drosophila mojavensis, 2014 nucleotides. RefSeq names its product protein embryonic gonad. The transcript is spliced from 3 exons. Gene Ontology annotation, biological process: regulation of DNA-templated transcription. The record is from RefSeq and is a predicted model, not a curated record. The coding region runs from base 475 to 1608 and encodes 377 amino acids. Gene Ontology annotation, molecular function: zinc ion binding; DNA-binding transcription factor activity; sequence-specific DNA binding. Lineage: Eukaryota; Metazoa; Arthropoda; Insecta; Diptera; Drosophilidae.